Messenger RNA from Fusarium mangiferae, 1083 nucleotides. RefSeq lists its product as uncharacterized. Bases 1 to 1083 code for a protein of 360 amino acids. The record is from RefSeq and is a predicted model, not a curated record. Lineage: Eukaryota; Fungi; Ascomycota; Sordariomycetes; Hypocreales; Nectriaceae. The transcript has a single exon.
AUGACAACGACGCUCGAGGACUGCGAAAAGUGUCGCCAUAUUGCGGGCGAGCAGAAGCGUCAGUUUCACUCGGAGACAAAAGAAAGGCUUCCCAAAAUCGUCAUAAUAGCAACGGGAGGAACGAUUAUCGCAAAAGGUGUUUCCCCCACGGAAACUACCAAUUAUGAUAUCGGCGCUUUUGGCGUCGAAGAUGUCAUCGGGGGCAUUCGAAGUUUCUGGAAUGGGAAGGCCAAAAUUGUCACCAGGACACCAUUCACUCUGGAUAGUACCAAUCUGGACCUUAGGUAUAAAAUAUGUCUCUAUCACGAACCCAUGGAAGCGAUGGCCGACGAAGAGAUCGUGGGGUCCUUAGUCCUGUUUAGAACAGACGAAAUGUCCGCUACAGCUAAUUUUGAGGAUACCGUCAUACCGGACGGCCCACGUAAACGAAUUGCGUUCACAGGAGCUACAAUGCUGCAUACUGCACUAAGCUCCGAUGGCCGUGGAAAUGUCGUUGCUGCCGUCAAUACAUUGUUGGAUCCGAGUUGGACGGGAGUUGUCAUGGUCAUGAAUGACAUGAUCACGCGCCCUCAAGAAACCAAAAAGGUGCGCAAUCGUUUCGAGCCUGGGCCAGGCACAUAUCUGGGCCAGAUCACAAACUUCGAGCCAAGGCUUGGGCAUACUGAGCGUCUCAAUUUACCAGAGCGUAUAGAUAUCAGUUCAUUAUCGCACGAAGAUCUAGAGGCGGGGUUUCCAGGAGCUGCAAUAGUCCCAGUCACCGUUGACUGCAAUGCAAGUCAAUGGAUAGCUGCCAUCGUCUCCACUGGAGCGAAGAUCAUAGUCAUAAAAGCAUACAGCACUGGAUGGUUGCUAAAUGACUCAAGGGAGAAGAUCGCGAAAUUUGCAAGCCGCGAAGAUCUGGUGGUAGUAGUAACAAGCAGGCAUGGUUCGGCAACUGUGGAAACAACAGGUGUGGAAGGCUUCAUUUCAGGAGGUGACUGGAUGCUAGAUCAGCUCUUGCCCAUAUUACAGCUUUUGGUGAAGCUUGGAUAUACAAAAGAAGGAAUACGGAACAAAAUAACUGCUAUAUGGAGGCCAUUGUAG